Molecule: messenger RNA, 6898 nt
Organism: Episyrphus balteatus (marmalade hoverfly)
Lineage: Eukaryota; Metazoa; Arthropoda; Insecta; Diptera; Syrphidae
Exons: 17
Coding region: 439-6801 (2120 amino acids)
Molecular function (GO): FMN binding; flavin adenine dinucleotide binding; iron-sulfur cluster binding
Source: RefSeq, a predicted model, not a curated record
AUUACAUACAAAAGGUUCUAAGAGAAAAAUUGAUUCGUCUGCGUUCAGUUUCAUUCGGUGUUCGGUUAUCAUAGGACGUUUCAACGUAAAAGUUCCAGCUGCAAACCUAAAGAAGAGUGAAACAAAUUGAAUUUAAAAAGGAUUUCUAUGAAUUCAAGUGAAAACAAAAAAAUCAGUGAUAUUUGUACCAGUGGAAUAUAAUAAUUCUAUAUAAAAUAUUUGAAAAUAAAUAAAAAAUAUAAUUAAAACGUUAUUAACUUAAAUACGUUGCAUUUAUCUAAUAGUGUUUACUCUAAUAAUUAUUUUAGUGUUACAUUUUAGAAAAUAAAUAUUUUGAAUACCUGCAUCACAUUAAUCGUGAAUAAUAAUAAAUUUUAUAAAAAAAUAAGAAAACAAAAAAAAUAAAUAGUUUUGCAUUAGGGUUGUUCUUUUCAUAUAAUGGCCCCUACAAUUACUAACAAUUCUGAAUCAGGAUAUGAAUUUCUUGAAAGUGGCAAUAGUAGUGAAAACCGUGAAAGUUUAUUAAAUCAAAGUGAAAUUGAUUUAGAAGAAUCAUCAACAACCACAACACAAGAACAACAACAACAAUUAGCAGAAGAAUCACAAAAUGAUGAUGCCACCGAUAACAAAAACAAACAAAUGCCAUGGGAAGGACCUAAGGCUCAGGGAUUGUAUGAUCCACAGAAUGAGCAUGAAGCUUGUGGAGUUGGCUUCAUUGUCGCUAUUGACGGGAAGCGUUCUCACAAGAUUCUUCGUGAUGCCCAGACCUUGUCAGAACGGAUGAAGCAUCGUGGUGCCUGCGCCUGUGACAAUGACACUGGUGAUGGCGCUGGCGUUAUGGCUUCGAUUCCCCAUGGGUUGUAUGUUAAAGCAUUAGAAUCGCAGGGGGUAACCUUGCCUCCAUUUGGAAAGUAUGCUACUGGAAUAUUUUAUUUGGAUGAAAAGACACAAGCUGAUGCCGAAAAAGAGUUCAAUGAACUUGCCGAGGGACUUGGACUUAAGAUGUUGGCAUGGCGAACAGUUCCCACCAAUCAAGGGGCUAUUGGGGUUGUUGCACGUAAUAGUGAGCCGGUUUCUCGUCAGGUAUUUGUUACCUGUACAGAUUUGGAUGAGGAAAGACUUGCUCGCCAGGUGUUUUUCUUGCGGAAGCAAGCCAGUCACCUCCUGGCCAAGCCUGGUCGUCGAUUCUAUAUUUGUUCUCUGUCUACUAGGACCAUUGUGUACAAGGGAUUGUUCACUUCGGAUCAAUUAUGGGAUUAUUAUACUGAUCUUAAGAAUCCCGAAUUUGAAACAUAUUUGGCAUUGGUUCAUACUCGAUUCAGUACCAAUACGUUUCCAUCGUGGGAGCGAGCACAUCCACUGCGUGUGCUGGCCCAUAAUGGAGAGAUUAACACUUUGCGGGGCAAUGUGAAUCUGAUGAAAGCCCGUGAAGGUGUAAUGGAGAGCCAAAUGUUCGGGGAUGACAUCAAAAAGCUCUUCCCCGUUGUUGAGCCAAAUCUUUCUGAUUCGGGAUCUUUUGAUUGUGUUUUGGAAUUCUUAACAAUGGCCGGAGAGCGUUCAUUGCCAGAGGCUGUUAUGACCAUGGUUCCAGAAGCUUGGCAAAAUGACAAAACUAUGCCUCAGGAGAAACGUGAUUUCUAUCAAUGGGCUGCUUGUGUUAUGGAACCUUGGGAUGGUCCAGCAUUGAUUUCAUUUACCGAUGGUCGGUACAUUGGAGCCGUAUUGGAUAGAAAUGGAUUGCGUCCAUCAAGAUUUUACAUUACCAAAGAAAAUGUUCUUGUUAUGGCAUCAGAAGUUGGUGUCUAUGAUAUUGAUCCAUCACAAGUUACAUUGAAGAGUCGCUUGAAGCCAGGUCGUAUGUUGUUGGUUGAUACUCAGGAGAAGACUUUCAUUCAGGAUGUUGAGCUGAAGACGAAAAUUGCUAAAUCCAGACCUCACUCUGAAUGGCUGCAGGAAAAGAUCACAAUGGAUGAGAUUCGAAACGCUGACAAGUUGUCAUCUCCAUCCAACGGCCACACUAACGGUAACGGAUAUGAUCAAUCUCAAAAAGGAAUAUUUGAUCCACGUUUGGCUUUGUUUGGUUACACCACCGAAACUGUUAACAUGCUGCUUGUCCCUAUGUUCAACACCAAAAAAGAGGCUCUUGGCUCCAUGGGAAACGACGCCCCAUUAGCUUGUCUUUCUGAAUUCCAGCCACUUCCUUAUGAAUAUUUCAAACAACUUUUUGCCCAAGUUACAAAUCCCCCAAUCGAUCCAUUCCGUGAGAAAGUCGUUAUGUCAAUGCAAUGUCCAGUUGGCCCCGAAGGCAAUCUAUUGAAACCCUCAGCAAAACAGGUUCAUCGCAUUUGGCUACCAAACCCAAUCUUAAGCAUUCCAGAUACCGACUUGCUCAAGAGAAACACUCAUCGCGGUUGGAAAACCAAAGUUUUGGAUAUUACAUUCCCAUUUGAAGAGGGCGUAGAAGGAUACAUUAAUUGUAUUGAUCGCAUUUGCCGUGAAGGCCGAAUUGCUGCUGAAAAAGGAUAUCAGCUAUUAGUUGUUUCUGAUAGAAAUGCUGGUGGAGGACGGGCUCCUGUUUCCGCUCUACUUGCUUUAGGUGCUUUGCAUCAUCAUCUAAUUGAAACUUUACACCGAAUGAAAGUUGGUAUUAUUGUCGAGACUGCAGAAGCUAGAGAAGUUCAUCAUAUUUGCGUGCUUUUGGGCUAUGGUGCUGAUGCCAUAUGUCCUUAUCUAGCAUUUGAGUUGGCACUCUCACUCCGUAAUGACGGUGUUAUAAGUCCCGAUGUGUCUGAUAAGCAAAUUUAUGCAGCCUAUGCUCAAGCUAUUGACACUGGUAUUGCUAAAGUUAUGGCCAAAAUGGGCAUUAGUACAUUGCAAUCGUACAAAAGUGCUCAGAUAUUCGAGGCUGUUGGAUUGGGCAAAGAUUUGAUUGAUCGCUGCUUCCGUGGAACUCACAGUCGCAUUGGCGGAGUUACUUUGGAAAUUAUGGCAACCGAAGGUCUAGAUCGUUUCCAAAUGACUUACUGCAAAGUUUCGCCAGACACUCGUAUUCUCCGUAAUCCUGGUAAUUACCAUUGGCGACAUGGUGGCGAGAGCCACAUCAAUGAACCUGCAUCAAUUGCUAGCCUACAAGAAGCUGCUGUUAGCAAGAAUCAGAGUGCAUUUGAGGCUUUCAGGGAGUCAACUUUGAAAAGUGUCAAGAAAUGCACACUCCGUGGACAGCUUGAAUUUGUCACAGACAAGCAGAGUAUUGAUAUAUCCGAGGUGGAACCAGCCAGUGAGAUUGUUAAAAGGUUCGCUACUGGUGCCAUGAGUUUUGGUAGUAUUUCUUUGGAGGCUCAUCAAACCCUUGCCGUUACAAUGAAUAAAAUUGGAGGAAAGAGUAACACUGGUGAAGGUGGUGAAGACGCAGAUCGUUAUCUAAAUCAAGAUCCCGACUACAACAGACGGUCAGCUAUUAAACAAGUUGCUUCUGGUCGUUUUGGAGUAACAGCUUCAUACUUGGCAAACGCCGAUGAUUUGCAAAUCAAAAUGGCCCAAGGAGCCAAGCCCGGUGAGGGAGGCGAGUUGCCAGGCUACAAGGUCACCAAAGACAUUGCUUACACUCGUCACUCAGUACCCGGAGUUGGACUCAUUUCUCCACCACCUCAUCACGAUAUUUAUUCCAUUGAAGACUUGGCAGAGCUUAUUUACGAUCUUAAAUGCUCAAAUCCCAAGGCCAGAAUAAGCGUUAAGCUUGUAUCUGAAGUUGGAGUGGGUGUUGUAGCCGCUGGGGUUGCCAAGGGAAAAGCUGAACAUGUUGUUAUUUCUGGUCAUGAUGGUGGAACUGGUGCCAGUUCAUGGACUGGAAUCAAAAAUGCUGGCCUACCAUGGGAAUUGGGUAUUGCUGAAACACAUCAAGUUCUUGUUUUAAAUAAUCUACGAUCAAGAGUUGUUGUUCAAGCUGAUGGACAAUUGAGAACUGGAUUUGAUGUUGUUGUUGCUGCAUUAUUGGGAGCUGAUGAAUUUGGUUUUAGUACUGCUCCAUUGAUUGUUAUGGGUUGUACCAUGAUGAGAAAAUGCCAUUUGAACACUUGUCCUGUUGGAAUUGCCACUCAAGAUCCCGAAUUGAGAAAGAAAUUCACAGGAAAACCAGAGCAUGUAAUCAAUUUCUUCUUCAUGUUAGCUGAAGAUAUUCGUCGAAUUAUGGCUAACCUUGGCAUCCGUAAAUUCCAAGAUCUUAUUGGUCGCACAGACUUACUUAAAGUUAGCGAUAAAUUGGCACUCAAAGCUUCAAUGUUAGAUUUGUCAACUUUAUUACAAGAUGCAACUAAACUUAGACCAGGUGUCAAUAUUGUUGGAGGAUCAGUUGCCCAAGAUUUCGGUUUGGAAAAUCGAUUAGACAACAAAGUAAUCGAAAAGGCACAAGGCGUGUUGAAUGGAAGCGAAAGCACAGUUGAAUUUGUUUCAACCAUUCACAAUGAAGAACGAGCUUUUGCAUCGACUUUGAGUUAUCACAUCGCUUGCAAAUAUGGAGAAGCAGGACUUCCAGAAGGACGAAGCAUUAAUAUCAUGUUAGAAGGCUCUGCGGGACAGAGUUUCUGUGCGUUCCUAGCAAAGGGUGUGAAUGUAACUCUCACCGGAGACUCUAAUGAUUACGUUGGCAAAGGUUUGUGCGGAGGUACAAUCGUCAUCAAACCACCAGCAUCAGUUCCAUUUGAAUCACACUUGAAUGUAAUCGUUGGUAAUGUCUGUUUGUACGGUGCUACCGAUGGUAAAGCAUUCUUCCGAGGAAUUGCAGCUGAACGUUUUUGUGUGCGUAAUUCUGGUGUUACAGCAGUUGUUGAGGGUGUUGGUGAUCACGGAUGUGAGUACAUGACUGGAGGAACAGUAUUAAUUCUUGGUCUAACUGGUCGAAACUUUGCCGCUGGUAUGUCCGGUGGCAUAGCUUAUGUCUAUGACAUUGAUGGAUCAUUUAAACCAAAGGUUAAUGCCGAAUCCGUUGAACUUCUUUCAUUGGAACUGGAAAAGGAUGUGUCAUUAGUCAAACAACUGCUGCAAGAAUUUAUUGAUAAAACUGGUUCCUUAGUUGCUGGAGAAAUUCUUGCUAACUGGGCUGAAUAUCAAAGUAAAUUUGUCAAGGUAUUCCCAUACGAAUACCAAAAGGCUCUCAAAGACAUUGAAGAAGAAAAAUUAGCUGAAAAAGUCAACAAAGAAGUCAAGGCUAUCGAAAAUGGAACCAAUGGCAAACAUGAACCAUCAGUCAAGGAUAUUGAAGAAGCUAUACAAGAUAUUGCAUUGGAACAAAAGCGAGCUGAUCGAAUUCUAGACAAAACUAGAGGCUUUAUUAAAUAUAAACGUGAAACCGGCAUUUAUCGUGAUGCUACAGAAAGACAAAAAGAUUGGAAUGAAGUGUACAAUUUCCCACAUGUGCGAAAGAAUUUGAAAGUUCAAGCCGCUCGUUGUAUGGAAUGUGGUGUACCAUUUUGUCAAUCGAAUAGUCAUGGUUGUCCGCUGGGAAAUAUUAUUCCCAAAUGGAAUGAUUUGAUUUUCCAUGGCGAAUGGAAAGAAGCUCUCAGGCAAUUAUUGCAAACCAAUAAUUUCCCAGAGUUUACCGGUAGAGUUUGUCCAGCUCCAUGUGAAGGAGCAUGUGUUUUAGGAAUCUCCGAGCCAGCAGUUACGAUUAAGAAUAUUGAAUGUUCAAUUAUUGAUCAUGCAUUUGAAAAUGGUUGGAUUAAGCCAGAAAUUCCAUCAAAACGAUUUGGAAAGCGAGUUGCUAUUAUUGGAUCUGGUCCAUCUGGUUUGGCGGCAGCACAGCAAUUGAAUAGAGCUGGUCAUUUGGUUACUGUAUUCGAAAGAAACGACAGAGUCGGAGGUCUUCUACAGUAUGGUAUUCCAACAAUGAAAUUGUCCAAAGAUGUUGUUAAACGGCGAGUAGAUCUGAUGGCAGCUGAAGGUAUUGAGUUUAAGACAGGAGUUCAUGUUGGAAAAGAUAUUAAAGCUGAACUUUUGCUAAAUGAAUACGAUGCAGUCCUUAUAACAACUGGUGCAACAUGGCCACGUGAUUUGCCCUUACCCAACCGAGAUCUUAAAGGCAUACAUUUCGCAAUGGAAUUUUUGGAAGCUCAACAAAAGAAACAACUUGGUGGUAAAAAGGAAAUUAUCUCAGCUGAAGGCAAAGAUGUUAUAAUUAUUGGUGGCGGUGACACUGGAUGUGAUUGCAUAGCAACUUCAUUGCGUCAAGGUGCCAAGAGUAUAACAACAUUCGAAAUUCUUCCAGAACCUCCAAAGUCUCGUGCAAACGACAAUCCAUGGCCACAAUGGCCUAAAGUAUUCAGAGUUGACUAUGGCCAUGAGGAAGUGCGAGUUAAAUUUGGAAACGACCCUCGUCAGUAUUCAACAACAACAAAGGAAUUUGUUGGUAAAGACGGUCACAUUGCCUCAGUUAACACUGUCCAAGUUCAAUGGAAUAAGUCACCAACCGGCCAAUGGGUAAUGGAAAAUGUAAAAGGCUCCGAGAAAGUUUACCCAGCUGAUUUGAUUCUACUGGCCAUGGGAUUCCUUGGACCUGAAAAGACAGUUCCCAAUGAACUUGGUCUCGAACUUGACCCACGAGGCAAUAUUAAAGCAGUUAAUGGUACCUAUGGAACCUCAAAUCCAAAAGUAUUUGCAGCUGGAGAUUGCCGAAGAGGACAAUCAUUAGUAGUGUGGGCAAUAUCUGAGGGCCGACAAGCAGCACGUCAAGUGGACUCGUACCUGCUGGGCCAUCCAAGCACCUUGCCCGGUCCAGGCGGCGUUAUUGAGUCAACCAGAAUAGUCUAAAUUUAUCCUCUCUCAUUUUAUCACACUCAACCAUAAUCAAAUUUAUUAAAAUGUUAAUUUAGUAGAUCUAGAAAUAAACAUUUGGCUAUAAUAUUUA